Messenger RNA from Moesziomyces antarcticus, 4617 nucleotides. RefSeq names its product kinase-like protein. The transcript has a single exon. The record is from RefSeq and is a predicted model, not a curated record. Gene Ontology annotation, cellular component: cytoplasm. Gene Ontology annotation, molecular function: protein serine/threonine kinase activity; ATP binding. Bases 1 to 4617 code for a protein of 1538 amino acids. Gene Ontology annotation, biological process: protein phosphorylation; intracellular signal transduction. Lineage: Eukaryota; Fungi; Basidiomycota; Ustilaginomycetes; Ustilaginales; Ustilaginaceae.
AUGGCCACUGAAUCCAUGCCGCAAGGCGAUCCUGCCACCACCACAUCUGCGGCUACACCCUGCGAAGCUGCACAGCCGUCGCUCGACCGCCUGGCACCAACCGACACAAGCCCGCGCCGGAGUGGUGAGCCCGCCUCCAGCCCAUUACACUCGGCCAUGAAUCUGGCUCUUGCGGGUCAUGCUUCCGCGAAUCCUGCUGCGCCCUCCUUGUCCGACGCCGUUCCCACAUCGUCCUCCAUCAACGCCUCCAUGUCGCCACCUGCGCAGCUGUACAGCUCACCAGCGAUGCCCUCCGACUCAAAGGAUCUUGCCCAGCCAGUUCUCAUCGGAUCGAGCCCCGAGACCACCACACACCCCACCACACAUGCAACCGCCACGUCAGCGCUGCUCAGUGUCGACGACGUUGCCAGCCGAUCCGCUUCCGCAUCGCCUUCCGUCGUUUCAGGCUCAUCCACCCCCGCUCGAUCCGCCAUCAACGAACUCCAGCUCUACGCACAGCAGAUACAACAACAGCUGCUCAAUCAGCAUAUCCAUCGUCAGCUCAAUGCCGCCACGCCCUCGGCCACCUCAUCGUCGCAUCCACCGCCUCACACCCAAUUGGCUUCCACCAGCGCCAGCACCUACAACUCACCUCCCGAAUCCGGCCGCUCCUCACCCAACCCGCGCGCCUCGAUCCGCUCCAAUCGCCCCCCUCACGUCCUCGAGACCCAUCGCCUCGACAUUCAGACUCACACCAGCGGUCGUCGCAUGGUCAAUCAGUACCUCAUCGAGGGCGAGCUCGGUCGCGGCGUUCACGGCAAGGUCCGUCUCGCCACCGACCUCGAGACUGGCGAACGAGUCGCCGUCAAGAUCGUAGAGAGGGAGGCACGCAAGCGUCUCGGCGCCGGCCUCGGCCUGCUGGGUCGGAACAAUCGCAACAGGGAGAUGCUUCGCUCCUCUAGUCUCCACGUCGAUCCUACUCCAAGCAACGCCAUCGACCACGUCAACACCCAAGCCACGCCCAAAGAUGCCACUCCCGAGACCGACUCUCCGCAGGAUGACACCACCUCUGUCUCCACCACCGUCCGAGGUGUACCCAGCACUCCUUCGACCCAGUUUGCGCCAUUGCCUCACCUGCCGCGCUCACCCUCGGCUUCAGCACUCGGUCUUCAUGGAAAGCGUGCCCAGCCCGACUCGGAUGCCGAUCGCCGUCGCGAAAAGGAGCGCGAGCGAGCCCGAAAGGCGCUCAUGUGGACCACAGAUCAAAAAGUGCGUCGCGAGAUCGCCAUCAUGAAAAAGUGCAGCCACGACAACGUCGUGCAGCUCAAGGAAGUCAUCGACGAUCCCCAAAGCAAAAAGAUCUUCAUGGUCCUCGAGUACAUGGAAGGCGGCGAAAUCGUCUGGAAGAACGAUCAGGCCCAGCCCACUCUCACCGUCGACGAGGCGCGCAGCAUCCUUCGAGACGUUGUCUGCGGUCUCGAGUAUCUCCACUACCAGGGCAUCAUCCACCGCGACAUCAAGCCCGCCAAUCUACUCUGGGACAAGGAUCGCCGCGUCAAAAUCUCCGACUUUGGCGUAUCCCACUUCAGCUACGCCAUGAUGAUCGCCAACGAACAGUCCGCAGCAGCACCAACUGCCACCGCUGCGUCUUCGUCCGCCUCGUCCUCCUCAAGCCGAUUGGCACCGCCUCCAGGCUCGACGUCUGAUCCCAGUCUGGUCGAUGAUCGCGAGCUAGCCAAGACGGCCGGCAGUCCAGCCUUCUUCGCGCCUGAGCUCUGCAUGUCUUCCUUCUCUUCGGCAUCUCCUUCCAUCAACCCUCGCCAUGACGCCAAAGGCGCAUCACUGGCGGAUGCAGCAGAAGCCAACCAAUCUUCCGCUGCGGCUGUCCGUCCCAAGGUGACCAAGGCGAUCGACGUAUGGGCAUUAGGUGUCACCCUGUACUGCCUAUUGUUCGGCACCACGCCUUUCACCGCCGAGUCCGAGUACGCGCUCUUCUCGGUCAUUCCCAACACCGACUACUCCCUUCCCGUCUCCAUGGGCGUGGACCGCGUCCGAGUCGGACCAAGGAAGCCUCGCUGGCGCUCUCACGUCCAGUGGACCGACGAGGAGGCCGACGCACAGCCGCAAAGCCCUUCAGAUCUCAUCCCGGAUGCCGAUCCGCAGGACCUGAGCGAAGAUGCUAGGCAGCUGCGCGACUUGCUGGACCGCCUUCUGGAAAAGGACCCGGCAAAACGCAUCACCCUCGAGGAAGUCAAGAAGCACCCCUGGAUCACUCACGGCCUGCAGGAUGCUCCUGCGUGGCUCUCGGAGACGGACCCGCAUCACCUUCCUUUUGUCGAGAUCUCGCACGCCGAUGUCGAGGACGCACUGACAGGCUUUUCCAAGCUCAAACAGCGCGUCAAGCGCUGGCAGUCCAAGCUACUCGACUCGUUCAGCGGCGGCAGGCGCCGUAGCAAGUCGGUGAACCACUCUUCUGCCGGGUCGUCCGUGUAUGCAGACAUUCACACCGACUCUGGCAGUAGCUCGCCGCAUCCAAACCGACUCGCGAUGCCUGAAGAUGUCGGAUCAAUGCCCGUCACGCCGUUCGACUCGUCUAGUCACUCGGGCUCGUCUGCUCGCACGCCACGGACGCCACUCAAAGGCCACAUCUUCUUCUCCCGCCAGAAAAGCGCCGGCUCAGUCGGUCGUCGCGACGGCACCACCACUCUUCGUGCACUCACCACCACGGUCCGCAACGACGAAGAGGGUGAUGCGAUUGCACUCGGAUCGCCUCGCACCACGCUGGCAGGGACGACUGGCAAGGUCGAAUCAAAAGCACUCUCGAGAGAGCCCGCCUCACCCUCGCUGUCGAAGGAGGACUCUGUGCAGAGCUCGAGCGCGGCGCACAUGCUACCGCCCCUCGUCCUUACUGGUGGGCUUGAGGUCGAUACGAUGAGGCCUCCCAGUCUGGUCUCGCAGCGAAGAGUCUCGGCGCAUUCGACCAGCAGCGUAGGUGCGCGUUCCGACGCGGCUCCCGAAAUCCCGCAACGCACUUCGUCCGGUACCCAUGCGCUGGCGCCCAAGGGAGGCGCGGCCCCGGUCUCCCCUGUGCUUCUGUCUCAAUCACCGCAGACAACGUCGCUCCAGCGCAUGCUUAGCCGACAAGGCCGGACCAGCAACGACUCGCAUCCGCAUCGUGCCGCUUCACCGCGGCGUUCCGUCGAUUCCGAGGGGCGCUCGUCCACUCUCAGCAUCUCGCAAACUUCGCGAGUCUCGGGCCGCCAUCGUCUCGGCGACUUCUUGAGAGGCAGCUGGCUCAUGACCAGCGAGGACCGACAUCGUAGCACAUCCAGGCCAAGCACGCGCGGCUCGCGUGAGGCUGCUCCCUUUGGCCUCGGCGCCACCGGUACGAGCACAGCAGGACGCAGCGGAAGUGUUCGCAGCAACGCCAGCAGUUCGAAGCGAGAAGCCGCCGCUGGCCCUUCGUCUGGCAUCGCUCUUGUGGUCGACACGCAAGGUGCCGUGCGACAGACCGGGGCUCUUCCUGGAUCCGGAACUCCGACCAGCGCGCCCGUCCUUGGCAGCAACAGCAGCAGCGCCAUCACGGGAGCACCGAGUCUUUCGACGGAAUUGCUCAGCGAGCCCGUCGAGAGCGGAAGCAUCGCGCGAAGCGCCUUUGGAGCUGCGAGCCAACCAACUUCUCCCCUCACGGGCUUGGAUGAAGUACAGCCUUUUGCAUUCGAUCGGCUGGGCAGGCGCCGUCCCGUACAGAUGGGCCUCGACGAGGCGGACAACGAUGAUGUUGACCUCGAGCUCGAGUUCUCGGACGACGACCUCUCGGACGACUUGCACGGUGUCAACACCGGCCCCAUGCUCGUCAAUGCGGGUCACGGCUGGUCUGUGCGUGACGGCGACCACCUCGGUGGCGACGGCGUCAACGGCGACGGAGUGGAUGGGCCGGCCUUCCUGCCGGAGGCCUACCGUCGUAAGGCAUCGGGUGGGAGCGACAGCUCGCACGACAUCCUCACGCCCUCGGUCGAGGGUGGCUACAACGUCUUUAAGCCACCGUAUCAGCACCUCUUGUCGCCUCCCGAGGUGAGCGAAGCACCUGGGCAGCAUGCCGUCCCAGUUGCGGCCGCGCACUUUGAUGAUGUUGCUGCGGCACCUUCGAGUCAGGCCUUUGACAUCGACGUGGGGCUGUCCCCCGAGGCGCAGGCCCUGCGAAAGGCCGAGGGUACCGAGACGACGGCGGAUGCACUCGUCAAUUCGAGUGCGCGUCCACACAGCGACGAUGCCACUCCCAUCAGCUCAGGCAGCGUGUCGCGUUCCGCGUCGCAUCGUCUGCAUGGCUCGGACGACUCUUCGCGCGCACCCUCGGCGGCUGGGACGUAUGCGACGGGCGGCUCAGAGAACGAGGUGCACCUUGCAGACGCGCUUGAGAAGAAGGCGACGGAGGUGGUGCCCUUGGCUACCAUGAAGCCGAUCAUUGCGACGGAAGAGUCGCAAUUUGCAGACGCCGACGAAGAUGCAGCGGCUUCCGCUGCGCCUGCCGCGCUGUUGGACGACGACGACGACGACAGCGACGAACAGUGCGUCAGUUUCCAGGCGCGUCGUAAGCGAUCCACGCGCUUCCGCCCGGCGGCCGCUCCGGCGGCUUGA